UCUUUACGUACUAUGUGUACGGAAGUGGAACUACUACCACCAGCAAGCGUAACGUUGAUCUUACACCAGCUCAUUUGAAAUUAGGCGCUAUUGUUCCCAGGUAGUCACGCGUUCGGGUCCAUCGGUAUGACUCCAUAACGAUUUAUGAAGCAGCGGAAAAGUUGAUCCGCUGCUGACAAAGAGACAAAGUUUUAGCAACAAAGAGGAAGUAAAAAAUGAGUUCCCAGGAUGUUCUGAGGAGUGCAUCAACCCUCGCGUCGUAUAAUGUGCUGUUACAGGUGAUGUUCCGCGUCCUCACCUUCUUGCUGAAUGCGUUCACGCUGCGGUUCGUCUCCAGAGAGCUGAUCGGUGUUGUAAAUGUCAGACUCACGCUACUAUACUCCACUUUAGUAUUUUUAUCCAGAGAAGCUUUCCGCAGGGCCUGUUUGAGUGGAGUAUCUGGGACCGACCACAGCUGGAGACAAGUUAUCAACCUGCUGUGGUUGACGUUGCCUCUGGGUGUGUUAUGGGCAGCCCUGCUGGUCGCUGUGUGGCUCUGGCUCCUGGAGGUCCCGGAUCCCCAGACUGUGCCUCACUACGGUCCGGCUGUGGUGAUGUUUGCUUUGUCGGGAGUGCAGGAGCUCCUGGCUGAGCCCCUCUGGGUCCUGGCUCAAGCGCACAUGUUUGUCCGCCUCAAGGUGGUCGCAGAGAGCUUGGCAAUGAUCGCUAAGUGCAGCAUAACCGUGGUGUUGGUGGUGUUUGCGCGUGAAUGGGGCCUGUACAUCUUCUCUGCCGCUCAUUUGGUGUACACAGGAUUCCUGGUGCUGUGCUACGCUGUGUAUUUCAUUCGUUUCCUGGGUUCUGAAGUGGCGGCUAAGAAGGACUUUCCCCUGCAGCGUGUUGGAGAUCUGUUGCCCUGCAGAGCUGCUGGAGAGCCGCUAGUGGAUUGGACUCUGGCCAAGCUCACAUGGAGCUUCUUCAAGCAGUCCUUCCUGAAGCAGAUCCUGACGGAGGGGGAGCGGUACGUCAUGACCUUCUUGAACGUCCUCAGCUUUGGAGACCAGGGAGUUUAUGAUAUUGUCAAUAAUCUGGGCUCCAUGGUGGCUCGCUUCGUCUUCCUGCCUAUUGAGGAAAGCUUCUACGUCUUCUUUGCCAAAGUGCUGGAGCGAGGACGUGAUGUAAAAAGUCAGAAACAGGAGGACAUUGCCCUUGCAGCGGAGGUCCUGGAGUGUCUGCUGAAGCUGGUGCUGGUGGUUGGUCUGAUCAUCUCUGUGUUUGGCUACGCCUACUCUCACUUGGCUCUGGAUAUCUAUGGCGGCUCUUUGCUCAGCAGUGGGGCAGGGCCCACUUUGCUGCGAUGCUACAGCUGCUAUGUUCUCCUACUCGCUGUCAACGGGGUAACAGAGUGCUUUGUGUUUGCCGCCAUGAGCCAACAAGAGGUUGACAAGUAUAACUUUGUGAUGUUAGCCCUGUCGGUGUCUUUCCUGUUGCUGUCCUACGUGCUGACGUGGUGGGCUGGCAGUGUGGGCUUCAUAUUGGCAAACUGCCUGAACAUGGGCCUGCGCAUCUCGCACAGCGUGCUUUACAUACGCCGCUGCUUUGGUUCCACUCAAUGGAAACCUCUGCGAGGCCUGUUGCCCUCGCCGCUCCUGAUACUGGCCCUCGCUGUCAGCGCCGUUGUCACAUCGCUAUCUGAGGUUGUACUCUGCUGUGACGGCGGCUGGUUACUCAGGCUGGUCCACAUCGGCGUGGGAGCAUUGUGUCUGCUCGCUGUGUGCGUGGCCGUCCUUGUCACAGAGACUCGACUCAUUCAGUUCGUGAGGACUCAGCUUCUGCCCAAAUACAGACAGAAACACACUUAAAUUGAACUGGAAAUUGGGGAACUGGUUUGGAAGAAAGUUCAUGUUUCGCCACAAAACGGGGCUGACAGUUACUGACAGCGUGAAAGCAACGAGGGAACGACGAAGUUUACCUCAUAUGUGUGAAUGUGUGGCUGUAUGACGCUGAUGUUUUUUCCCUACAUCAUUCCUGUGUUGGCUCAUACAAGCAAACUCAAGCACGUCCUGACAGUUUUGGAUGUAUUGUGAUUGUGGCUGAUAAAGAGUUAAAUGUAUUGAAUUUUUGGCUUAAAUUGAUGCAAAUAUAAACAGAUCUGCGGUGUUUGUUCAAAACAAACCAAACUCUCAUUUUAAGGUUUGCUUUCACCUUUUCUGGAGAUUCCAGCUAUUUUUAUUAAUUAUCUCGUAAAAUGUUUGUUUUUGACAAGGUGGUGAAGCGGUAAGGAAUUUUGUUUCACGCACCACAAACAAAGCUUAAUAGUACAUCACCAUUUGAAGUUCAUUAAUCAUAAUUCUUAUGUUAAACAAGUUUACUAUUACUACAACAUUACUAUUAAUAUAUAGCAUGUGAGAGGCUGCACACUUCUUGGGUUUACAAACAUGUUGCAAUCAGAUUUAUUUUUUAUCAUCGUAAACAUUUGGGGAGCUAAAUGGGCUUGAGUUCAGCGACAUGUUUGUUUGUCCUUCCUCUCGGCUUACAGAAUGUAAGGUCUCUGGGGCAGAAUAAUGAUGUCAUUAUGGAAAAUGAGCAGAAAGGGGUGGAACCAGCAUUCUUUUAAAGGAUGGAAAUGUUUUAUUCUCCUCCCUGCUCCCUUUUCUUUAUUGCUCUGAACAUGUUUUGUAUUUCUUCACAGGCUAAGCACGGUAGGAUGUUUGUGGAACUUUUAAAACACCCAGCUAUUUAUAUUUUGAGUUACACCUUUUGAACUUCGAGUCCCAUUUGCUUGUCUUGCUUAUCACCUGGUAGAGGAUACACACACAUAUAGAUUAGUUAACGUUAAGGAUCUCUGGGAUUUAUUUGGGAAAAUGUAGUGCCACAACUUGUAGCACUAACAUCCUCAUGAAGCAGCUGGCAGGACAGCCGACCAUUAAAUAAACAGACCGAAAGGAGGAGGAGCUUA
This is a messenger RNA of Gasterosteus aculeatus aculeatus (three-spined stickleback), 2938 nucleotides long. It is a transcript of the gene rft1, whose product is annotated as RFT1 homolog. Gene Ontology annotation, cellular component: endoplasmic reticulum membrane. Lineage: Eukaryota; Metazoa; Chordata; Actinopteri; Perciformes; Gasterosteidae. The record is from RefSeq and is a predicted model, not a curated record. Gene Ontology annotation, biological process: glycolipid translocation; dolichol-linked oligosaccharide biosynthetic process.